Onthophagus taurus is the source of this 769-nucleotide messenger RNA. RefSeq names its product mitochondrial ribosomal protein S18A (gene mRpS18A). Lineage: Eukaryota; Metazoa; Arthropoda; Insecta; Coleoptera; Scarabaeidae. Gene Ontology annotation, biological process: mitochondrial translation. Gene Ontology annotation, molecular function: structural constituent of ribosome; small ribosomal subunit rRNA binding. Gene Ontology annotation, cellular component: mitochondrial small ribosomal subunit; ribosome. The record is from RefSeq and is a predicted model, not a curated record.
ACAUUUACAGAUUCCUGUAAAUCUAACCUAAAAAAAUUUUAAUUUUCACAUUAAUAAAAAUGAAUUGGAUUACAAGAUUUAGUCGUUUAACGAUUUCAAAUCAACCCUUUCUAAUUAAAAAUCAGAUUAACCAAAGAUAUUUUUCGUUAUUUCCCCGAUUACAGCUCAAAGAAGUUUUUGAGGAAGAAAAAGGUAACGAAACGAUAAUAUCAGCUAAAUACGUUGAUUCACCACGAGAAAAAUACUUGCUAAAGCCCGAACAUUCUGGAGCAUGUGCUUUAUGUAGCAGUGGGUUGGAUGUAAAACAUACUGAUGUGCUUAUUUUAAGUCAAUUUGUCAGGUCGGAUGGGUGUAUGUUACCCAGAAGAGUCACUGGGUUAUGUAGGAAACAGCAAAGAAAGAUUUCUGCGUUAGUUACGAUGGCUCAAAAAUCAGGUUUAAUGCCUAAUUUAGCUCCAAGUUACAGCAAGAAAGAUCCAACUAAGAGAUUUGGUUGGAAAAAGUAUAAUAAAUAUUUUGAUGAGAGUACAAUUAAAACUUAAGAUUAUUUAUUUUUUUGUUAAAUUUUCUGUAAAUCCACUCAAAUAAAAACACAAUAAAACUUAUUAAAUAUCCAGUGAGAAGAAGAAAAAAUGGAGCAGAAAAGCUUUUCCAUGAUAAACCACUAGCAGUAGAAGAAUCAAUCAUAAAAGAAUUACUUUUUGUUAUUGAUUUUCCAAUUAAUGAUCUAUACCUAAAAAAAGUUAAUUAAUAAAACACAUAAAACAAA